GAGAGAGAGAGAGAGAGAGAGAGAGAGAGAGAGAGAGAGAGAGAGAAGGAACCUUCUGGAACCUUCCGGAGAAAAAUUACCCGUUUCCCGCGCAUACCUCACGUGACCUAUCACGUGACUUUCUGGACCCCUCGGGCGCACAAGGAAUGGCAAUAGAGUAGUUUGGCGAUAGUUUACAUGUACCUCGCGUGACAAAUCACGUGACUCACGUGACCUGAAAUCGAUGAUCUGAUUGGCCUAAGUCCUCUGGAAAAUCAUAUAAAAACCCAUGCAGAGGGCAAGGUAAUCACUCGCCUGCUAGAAUCUUGUGAAAGAUGUCUCGCAUGCUGUCUACUCGCCGCUGCCGCAAGCCGAAGAACUCCCCUGGAGUCCGUGCCUUGUCUUUUGACGAGGAGACAGUGGACGACCCCCAACCGUCCACUUCCAGGGGAUAUUCUCGCUUGCGGAAUGCCCCAGACCCGCUCCUCUAUCUGUUCUCAUCCGCCGACGAAGUCGAUGAUGAUGUAUCAGAUGAGGACUAUACACCUCCUCUGAAGCUCCCCAGGACUAGUGAUCUGUCUGAAGUUGAAAUCUCCGCCCAGUUCAACGGUGACGACUCGGAUUGGGAGGAAUCCGAGUCCGACUCCGAAGAAUCGGCCGGAGAGGCAAACUCAGACAUCGAUUAUGAUUAUGUCCCGCUGAUGGAUACUUCUCUGGACUCGGACGAGCCCCUCGGAGAGUACGUACGACGCCGGUGGGAGCGCAACGCUCCCGGGUCUCCUCGUUUUGUUUGGUCAAGAGAGGAGAACUUCGUCCGGCGUCAGGGCUUCGAGGGGACACCGGGUGUGCACGAACACCUUGACGCAUCGUCCAGUCCCUUGGAGAUAUUCCUCAGCUUGUUCCCAGAGGAGUUGUUCCAAACUAUUGUGGAUGAAACGAAUCGGUACGCUCGACAGAACCCGCGCACCCCUUCAUCCCACAUGAAGGGGUGGGAGGACACAACGGUGCAGGAGCUCCGCUCAUAUAUCGGCCUGAGAUUCCUUUCGGGACUUCAGGGGAAGAGGUCCCUAAGGGAUCUUUGGUCGACGGACCCGUUGCUGUGCUCGUCGGUGUUCCCCAAGACCAUGUCCAGGGACCGCUUUGACAUCCUGACCUCCGCGCUCCACUUCGCUGACAACGAAGGGGAGCACCCCCCGGAGGACAGGUUGUGGAAGCUGGGCCCUGUGAUUUCCGUCUUGGAUUCGACGUACCGUUCCGUUCUCAUCCCCAACAAGAACGUGACCAUGGACGAGAGCUUAUGGGCCUUCAAGGGCAGGCAUCAGGCCCUUCAGUAUAACCCUAGCAAGAGGGCACGGAGGGGCCUGAAGGUCUACAAGCUCUGCUCGUCCGACGGUCCAGAGGCAGGGUAUACGGCGGCCUUCAAUGUUUACAUGGGGCAAGAUCGCGGCGAGUUCCCGGCGAGUAUGAAGGCCGUCGACGACCUGAUGACGAAGGCAAAGCUGUACGACAAGGGGUAUCAGUUGUACACAGACAACUGGUAUUCCUCCCCGACUCUCUUUCACUACCUGCAGUCCCGAAAAACCAGCGCCAUUGGUACAGUUCGUACCAACAGGCACGGUAUGCCCUCGGACUUGCAGGCGAGUCGGGGACAAAUCGACUUCCGGAGCAGCAACACCGGAAUGCUUUGCCUGCAGUGGAUUGACAAGCGUCCUGUGACAAUGCUUUCCACUGCCCACACAUCCAAGGUCAUUACCCUGCCUCCCAACCGCCGAGGGGUGGAGAGGUCGAAGCCCGAAGUUGUUGCCUGUUACAACAACGGGAUGAAGGGCGUCGAUCUCUCGGAUCAGCUGGCGCAGUCAUAUCCAGCAACCAAGAAGACCAUCAAGUGGUACAAGAAGGUCUUCUACAUGCUGGAUAUGAAGACCGUCAACGCGCUGGCUGUCCACCGGGCCCUCGGCGGAAGGUUUUCGCAAUAUAAGUUCCGUACGGAACUUGUCCGGGAAUUGCUGCAGCAUGGUGGCCGGCCUGGCUCCUUCCGCCGGAACCCUCCUCAGAACCAACCUGAGGAGGAUCCCCAGCAGGCGCACAUGCCAGUCGACACCCCCUUCCGGAGGUGGCGGAGAUGUGCGUUCUGCUGGAGGAAGAAUCGGCGCAGGAAGGAGACCAGGGUCAUGUGCUCCAGCUGCGGCAUUUCCCUAUGUGCCACACCCUGCUUUCAGGCACACCAUGCCUGAAGCAAUGUACACUGUGUGUACAUAGUGUACAUACUAUGUAUGUACUUGCCUUUUUUACAUACUAUGUAUGUACUUGCCUUUUUUACAUACUAUGUAUGUACUUGCCUUUUUUACAUACUAUGUAUGUACUUGCCUUUUUUACAUACUAUGUAUGUAAAGUAUAACUUCAUUUUGAAAUAUGUAGGCAUAUUCCAUGCCUAUAUAUGUUACUGAACCCUUUUUACAUAUGUAAAUAUGUAUAUAUGCAAUUUUGAAGAAAAAUAAAAAAUUCGACUUUAUACCGCUUUUCUGUGCUCUCGCCCAAACCAACUCUUGACUUUACACACUCAUAUUGGUGAAACACUCCUAAAAUGAAGUGUAUACUACAGUAUGAAACAAUAAAAUCCUUCAUAUGGCAUAUUAUAUGGCUACAGUAAGUCACCAAACUUUCACAGGUUUCUAGAGUGAAGAAAACGGAGGUUGCGGUUAUACGCAAACCAGCCCCCCGAGAGCGCUGAAACUUGGGUGGGGUGGUGAGAGGGUCAGCACGAGUUGAGCGCACGUCCCGGCGGGAGCGUGCUAGGCUUAUUUUUGUUCCCCGGAAUGACGGGUUUAGAGCUGUUUUCCGACCCGGCGUCAUUGGGUUAAGCAUGCAUUGAAACAUGGAUGUCUUUAUGAACUCCUUCCUCUCAUAACACACUAUCCAAGUCAAAAUUGCCUCUUGUGUAUCAUCUUUUCUAGUUUUGAAGGCAUCCUGCACCACCUUAUUCUUUAUUGCUGUUAUUGACAUUAUUUCAGUUCUUCCACCAGGGACCCAGUCAUCACUAUGUGUUGAUAAUUUAACCAUCAUUGGCUCUGGCCCAUCCAUACCUACUCACCACCAACUCCUUCAGUUUCCUGGCUUUCACUUUUCUACCUCCAAAUCCUUCUCCCUCCUUGUCUCUCAUGCACAUGUAGGUCCCCAACUUCCACUCUAUUUAUAUGAUGCUCCACUCCAAUACUGUUCUUUUGGCAAAUUCCAUGACAUCAUUUUUUACUCCAAGCUGUCAUAGCAAAACCAUAUCUUUUCCAUAAAACAAAGAGCUCACCACCACCUCCGAAUCUUACAGACUCUCUCCCAUAUAUCCUGGGGUUCAGAUUACAAAACUCUCCUCCAUCUUCAUGUUACCUUGACGAUGGAUGCCACAUCUGCUCUUCUGCCUCUACCUCCCUUCUGGCUCCUCUUGGUCUUCACUUCACUGCUCCUCUCCAGUUGAGAGUGUGUAUGCUGAGUCAGGCAUGCCACUUCUCUCUCGAUGCCAUGCCCUUCUCUCUUUCUGAUGCUUUUCCACCAAUUUUCCCUUACCAACCUAACUAUCCCUUGAUAUCUGCUCCAUACAUUUGCUUUUUUCUCCACACUUACCUACUCCUUUCUCCAUUCACAUGGAUACUCUUCUCUCCCCUCUCUACCAUCUCUAAUCUCUUCCCUUUUCAUUCUGUUCCUCCAUGGCUUAUACCUUACCCCUGUAUUUGCUCCUCUGUUUUCCCUUACCCACCAAAAAUCAGAUAUCCCCUCUUAUUUCCUUCUUACCUAUUUCCUUGACCAUCCCUUCAUUCUCCACUCAUUCCUCCAGUAUCUAUGUUUACAUGUAUACUUUUGGUGCUGGUUUUACAGUAGUCAUCCCAACUCAUGCAUGAAAUACCCCUUCCCUGCUAAGUCCAGUGUCCUUACUACAGAACUGUAUGCAUUCCUUUUCACCUUAAAAUACAUAUACUCUUUCCCUUCCUCCUCUUCCACUAUUUUUAUGGAUUUGUGACAAUGCUGCACAUCCUUUAUCAUCUAUACUUGUUUUGUAUGCUGUAUCUUCUACCUUUUCUUUGUAUGCUGUCUAUUUUGAACUUAUUUUCUAUAGUUUACUUCAUAUUUUUAACUUUAUUCUUGACUUAUUCUUUAUGGCUUAUAUUCUAAAUUGAUAUUGUAUUCUAUAUUUAAAAAAUUGCUUCUUGUGCAUUUUUUUGUUAUAAAAUAUUAUGAAAGUAACCGUCUGUGUGAUGGGUGGUGAGUUUUUCUUCUUUCAUUCUAUCUUUCUUUGUUUCUUUCUUACAAGUGCAGCCACCAGCACAUGAUAAUUAUAUUAAGGAACCUUUCCUAAAGAACUUGAAAUUGAUAUCAGCUUUCU
This is a messenger RNA of Penaeus indicus, 4351 nucleotides long. Its product is annotated as piggyBac transposable element-derived protein 4-like. The coding region runs from base 315 to 2213 and encodes 632 amino acids. NCBI's taxonomy places the organism in Eukaryota, Metazoa, Arthropoda, Malacostraca, Decapoda, Penaeidae. The transcript is spliced from 4 exons. The record is from RefSeq and is a predicted model, not a curated record.